Molecule: messenger RNA, 2110 nt
Organism: Actinia tenebrosa (Australian red waratah sea anemone)
Lineage: Eukaryota; Metazoa; Cnidaria; Anthozoa; Actiniaria; Actiniidae
Product: RNA polymerase II-associated factor 1 homolog
Biological process (GO): transcription elongation by RNA polymerase II
Cellular component (GO): Cdc73/Paf1 complex
Molecular function (GO): RNA polymerase II complex binding; chromatin binding
Source: RefSeq, a predicted model, not a curated record
CAGACACAUGCAGUCGGCCAUGUUUGUUUGAUAGCGGAAAGAUUUUUCUCUUGUCAAGUUUACGAAAUGUGAACAUUUUUAACAUUCAAAAUAUUUAUUUCUUGCCUUUAUUAGCCUGUUUGCUUUCCAAUAAUGCCUCCUACAGUCCAAGGUCAAUCAAAACGGGAGGAUCAUCAGCAUGGAAGCACUCGUCCAAAGUCUGAUUUCGUGUGUCGACUCAAGUUCAAUAACAGUCUUCCAGACAUCCCAUUUGAUGCAAAGUUUAUCACAUAUCCAUUUGAAGGAAACAGGUUUGUGCAGUACAAGCCUACCUCACUGGAGAAAAAUUACAAACAUGAACUGUUAACUGAUAUAGACUUGGGGGYCAACAUUGAUCUUAUUGACCCAAGCAUGUAUGCAUAUGAUCCUAAUGCAACACUAGACCCUACUGAUGAAAUGCUCCUUGAAGAAGACUCCGUCGUUAUGCCUGACCAAAAACGAACAAGACAUCACAACAAGAAUGUAUCAUGGUUAAGAAAGACUGAGUACAUCUCUAGAGAAUUUAACAGAUCUCUUACAAGUAAUGAGAUGGCUGAGACAAAGGUUGGCUAUAGCAUACGAAAGAAAUUCAAGGGUACAGAUCUCUACAAGGAUAGAGAGAGUCAAAUUGCAGCUAUAGAAAACACAUUUGAUGCGGCUAAAAAGCCAAUUCAUCAUCAUCCAAGUAAACUGAACAUCACCCCUGUAGAAGUGUUACCAGUGUUUCCAGACUUUCAAAUGUGGUCAUAUGCCUGUGCUCAUGUGGUGUUUGAUACAGAUCCAACAUCACGUGAUCAGAAAGGACCAGCCAAGGAAGAUGAAAUGAGCCAGGCAAUGAUCAGAGGUAUGGUUGAUGCUAGUGGUGAUCAGUUUGUCGCUUAUUUUCUCCCAAACAAAGUAACACUAGGAAAAAGAAAACGAGAUCAAGAAGUCGCUACAGAUUAUGUGGAAGAUGAGGAUUAUGAAUAUAAUAUGGCAAGAGAGUACAACUGGACUGUCAAGAAUAAGGCUACCAAGGGAUACGAGGAAAACUACUUUUUCGUAUUUCGAGAAGGUGAAGGCGUCUUUUAUAAUGAAUUAGUUACAAGGGUUCGUCUGAGCAAGCGCCGAGCACGCGGUGGCAUUGGAGGUGUGCGGUCAGCGGUUUCUAAGCUAGUGGUUAAACACAGAGAAUUGAAUGAACCCGAGAAGAAAGAACAGCGCAUACGAUUUAGCCAGUUAGAACCGACCACACUCGAAGAAGAAGAGGACGAGGAAGACGAGGGUGAUGAAGAUGAGUUUGGGGGAGAUGACGAGUCCUCUGUUCAAGAUCAGGAAAAUGAACAGGCAAGUAAGGAAGACGAAGAAAAAGAAGACGAGGAAACAGAAGAAAAGGAAGAAGAUGAGGGAGAAGAUGAAGAGGGAGAAGACGAUCAGGAAAGAGACGACGAGGAUAACGAAGACGAUGAUGAAGAAGAAAGCCACGACGAUAAUGAGGACGAGAAACAAAGUAGUGGUGAAGGGGAUUCUACUCCUAUGGAAUCAAAUAGUGAAGAAGAUGACGAAUAGAACGCUUAUUAGCCUUAUUGUUUUACACAGCCUACAAUCGAAGGAUAAGAAGUAACCUGGAUUUUUUUAUUAUUUUCGUUUCUAUCCAUUCCUGCUUUUUAUGUGUUGAAAUCUAUUAACUAGCAUUCUGUAAUGAAAUGAAGUCAGUGCAGUACAGAGAAAAACUUGAGGCCAUUUUACCUCCUUCGCUUUUUAAACCUUUGCUGGUAGUAUCUGCUAAGCUGUAAUCCAAGGGAGAAGUAUAACUCGUAUUUUUUCUACAAUAUAUGUGCACGUACGCUUUGACGUAAAAAAAGUCCAAAUAAAAACCGGCCACAUAGAAAUGACAAAAGCUUUCUAAGCGAGUUUUGGGCCACUUUUUUGCAAAGGCCCGGUUCUGCCUUGUGCAGAACGAUUCACUUGUAUUUAGGAACUACAUUAUAAGAAUCAGUAAAGGAAGCAGGGUAGCCUUUACUACAUGAAAAUUUCGCCGAAAAGACAUGUUUGUCUUUGGUGAGAAUGUUUGCACAAGGCCAAGUGAAAUGCAAGUAAACGAUGAAACGUU